AUUGUUACUUGAGAUAUUGCUGUUUUCAAUUUGGUAACUUUGUUCCAAUCCAUUUUUUUUUAUUACGAGUUACCAGAAAAAGCUCACUUCUUUCUUCAUUGUUGGCUCUUUCCGUCUCUCUUGACCUCCACUGCUUCGGUCCCACUCUUUCUUUUCUGCCCCUUCAGCUACUCUUGGUCCUAAUAGUUUCUUAUGUAUUUAAAAUUAGAUAAUGGGCUACGUCAAAAUUACAAGAACAAAAAAAUAUACAUUUUGCUGAGCUGCUCAAGUGUUGUCAACGAUCCACUACUCUAAGGCUUACUUUCUGUUCUUUCUGUUGAUAUUGUUUUCUUGGUUCAUGUUAAUUGCGUGUGCACUUUUUUAAAAAACAGAUAUGAUAUCUUAUGAAAUCAUAGAUCAGCAAAAGCGUUUCUUGAGGAUGGACAAGUAGUAGAACACCUCAACCAAUUUUUUUCUAUGGUAAAAACUUGUAGAAAGCGUGUUGAUUGUGGAAUUUUAUACAUUUUAGCUGUAAGUUAUUAAAUCUAGAUAAGGUUAGGAGUUGCUGGGAAACUGAUAGAUGGUUAAGUUUUAAGUCGGUUAGCGUUGUUCAAUACCUACACUUUUUGUUCCUUCCUUUCUUUUUUUUUUAUUGUUUUAGUGGCUCAUGUUUGGGCAAACACUGCUAAGUGAUGGAAUAACCAGAAACUUCAGCACAGAGUCUUGAACUUAUUAUUCUUAUUAUGAGUCAUGAAGAAUGUGACUUUGCUGAAGAGAUUUGUAUGGACGUAAUUUAUUAGUUGAUCUAGAAUCUUGAUAACUGAAAGAGGGGCUAAAAUUAAAUAUGCGGUUUGCAGUAGCUAUCUUUUUUUCUCCCAAAAGAAUCAGCCUUUGUGUGUCGAUUCUGUUCCUAGGAUAGUCUCAUGUUUCUUCUAUUGAGAGUCUUUAUGUGGGGAGUCGUUUAGAUACUUAUUACUACCAUGUUUGCCUUUUAUGCUUUCAUGCUAAAAAGAAAACUAAACUUCUCUUCUUGGUGGAGUAAUUUUAUUGGAAGUGUUUAUGGAACUAUUCCACAUUCACAUCGUUGGAUCUCAUUGACUUUGGUUUUAAAAUCGAUUUUCUCAACUCAGAAUCGUUAUGCUCAGUGUGACAACUUUGAGCUUGAUAGGAAACCUGUAUCGUUGAUAUUCUUGGCUUGCUAAGCUUUUACUCUGUCUCUCUCAAAGAUUCGUAUUUCAAUGGACCUUUGUGUUUAUUCCGUGUGGUUGUUGUGUGUGUGGAGAUAACUUUUAAAUACAAAAGGAAGGGAAUCUUUCUCUCAGUACGCAACCAGUAAAAGGAACCGUUUGUGAAUAUUCCAGACCAUAAAAUCCGCAAGGCACUCAAAGUCCUCCUAGAUGAGAAAAACCACCCGGUUCUGAUUCAUUGUAAGCGAGGCAAGCAUCGGACAGGUUGUCUGGUUGGUUGCUUGAGAAAACUCCAGAAAUGGUGUUUGACAUCAAUAUUCGAUGAGUAUCAGCGAUUCGCAGCAGCAAAAGCUAGAGUUUCAGAUCAAAGAUUCAUGGAGAUAUUCGACGUUUCCAGCUUCAGUCAUAUUCCUAUGUCUUUCUCGUGUUCCAUCAGUGUUGAGAGAAAGUGUAAGCAUGACGCUGAUUCUUCAACAACAAGCGAGGCAGAUUCUUGCUUGCAGUUGCAGGAGGAACAAGUCGAGUUUUUCUUUGUCCCGUUCCUACGGAACUCUAUGGUCACCGGCGAACCAAACUCUGCAAAGUCUGAUAAAAGCGGCUUCAGAUCACAAGGCACCAAUCAUUCCCGUGCUCGAUCAAUGGCAGCAACAAGGGAAUCAAGUUAAGCCGUCAGAUAUCAGAGGCCUCAUCAAGAGUCUUCGUGAUUCUAAUCAAUUUUCUGAUGCACUCAAGGCAUCAGAGUGGAUGAGUGAAGCAAAGGUUUGUAAUAUUUUCUCGAAAGAUUACGCAGCUCGGCUUCAUCUGAUCGAGAAAGUGUUGGGUUUGGAAGAAACAGAGAAGUUCUUCAAAAGAAUCCCUGCGAACAUGAGGGAUUCCUCAGUCUACUCCACGCUCUUGACCUCAUACACGAGAAAUGAGAAAACACUUGAUAAAGCCGAGUCCACUUUCAAGGAGAUGCAAGAACUCGGUUUCCUCUUGAAACCUUCAGUACCGCACAACGUGAUGAUAUCUUUCUACAGUCAGCUAGGAAAACGAAACAAAGUCGAGAAGCUUUUGUAUGAGAUGGAAGAGAACAAAGUGAAGCCCGACAAUGUCACCGUAAACAAUGUUUUAAAGCUAUACGCUGAUGCAUCCGACGUAAAGGCGAUGGAGAUGUUCACGAGAAUGUGGGACGUUAAUAAUGAAGAGGAAGAAGAAGUAAUCAAAUUGGAGCAAAGCACCAUCAUUGCAAUGGCAAAGGCUUACGUUCGAGUUUGUUCUGAAGAAAAAGCGAUAGAGAUGUGUGGUAACGUGGCAGGGAGUACAAGAGAAGUGCACAGUCUGUGGAACAAGUACUGUAAGAAGACGGGAAAGGUGAAGGAAGAGGGACAUCGAACGGUGAUUAGAGCUUUGUUGAAGCUGGACGAUGUGCAAGGAGCAGAGAAGAUAUAUGAAGAGUGGAAAGAUAAGGAUAUAAGCGUAGCGGGUUUGCUCCUCUCUCGUUAUUGCGCGCAAGGUAACAAAGUGAAGGUAAUUAAUCUGGUCAAUGGAUUGGUUUCCAAAAGUCCAAUGGCAAAGCUAAGAGCGAUGUGUGAUGAUGGUUUAAUGAUUUUUUUAAUGAUGUUUUUAGUGGAAGUUAGCCUCAUUAUAACUUUCAUGGUGGCGACUCUGUGUUUUAUUAGAAUCAUUGUGGGGUUGGCAUUUGGAAUUUAGCCUCAUUAUAGCUUGGAUGGUGAUGAUUCUGGUUUUUAUUAGAAUCAUUGUGGGGAUGGCCUUUAUAUAAAUUUGGAAUAAAUGUGUGCCCUUUGUUUGGGGGCGGCCUUGAAAUAAA
Molecule: messenger RNA, 2976 nt
Organism: Eutrema salsugineum
Lineage: Eukaryota; Viridiplantae; Streptophyta; Magnoliopsida; Brassicales; Brassicaceae
Product: tyrosine-protein phosphatase DSP1
Exons: 6
Coding region: 1488-2858 (456 amino acids)
Biological process (GO): protein dephosphorylation
Cellular component (GO): cytoplasm; mitochondrion
Molecular function (GO): protein binding; phosphatase activity
Source: RefSeq, a predicted model, not a curated record